Fundulus heteroclitus (mummichog) is the source of this 1632-nucleotide messenger RNA. Its product is annotated as macrophage mannose receptor 1-like. Bases 62 to 1162 code for a protein of 366 amino acids. NCBI's taxonomy places the organism in Eukaryota, Metazoa, Chordata, Actinopteri, Cyprinodontiformes, Fundulidae. The record is from RefSeq and is a predicted model, not a curated record. The transcript has 5 exons.
CUAUUUUUUUUUUAAUGCGUGUGUUAUAAAAUAAAUUAAAAAAGGAAGACAAAACUGAUUUAUGAAGAUGAUGAACCUCUCUGGACUGUUGACAUUCUUCAUCUUCCUCAGCACCUUCAGCACAGCAUCUGGCCUUGGAUCAGUGCUGUCAAGGGAUUGGAAUCACAAAAAGUAUGGUUCCAACUGGGAAGAUGCGCAAAACAUCUGCAGAAGGUACAACAAUGACUUGGCCACAAUCUACACCCAGUCCCAAACCGGAGACAUAUACCUGAAAAAGUAUUUGGCGUGGAUCGGUUUACACAGGGAAUCGUCAAGCAAAGACUGGGUUUGGACUGAUGGAGAAAGACAUAACGUGGAUUGGGGAAAUAAUGAACCAGAUAACAAUGAAGACUGUGCUGCGAUCAUCUACCACAACUACAACAGCAGAGAGGUUUAUAGCAGACCUUGUAAAAGAAAACAGUUCUUUGCAUGUCAAAGGAACAGCACCCCAGGCUUCCAUUUCAUAAUGAUGGCGAAGAGUUGGUCUGAGGCGGACACGUACUGCACGGAUCACCAUAACGGUUUGGCAAGUUUUGAAUGGUACAACAUGAGUUAUUUCAGUCAGCAGGACAUUCCCACCUGGAUCGGACUUCACAGAAAUGGUGGAUCCUGGAAAUGGAGCUCAGGUCUCGAGGAGGACAAACAAUGGAAUUUAGCUGAGCCAAAUAAUGAAAAAAACUGUGUAGCUAUAACUUCAUUGACCAAGCGGCUCACUACCCAAAACUGCCAGACCCUGCUUCCGUUCCUCUGCAUGAAGGACAACCUGGUCCUGGUAAAGGAAAAUAGCAGCUGGGAGGAGGCAUUUGAACACUGCCGAAGUCUCGGAUCGUCCUCCAACAGCGGGCUUCACUUCAAUCUGCUCAGCGUGCAGCCUGGAGAUGAACACACCUACGUGAAAAACAAAGUCAUGGAGGCUGACACUGAAGAGGUGUGGACUGGACUGCGCUACCUGGGUAAUGAAUGGCUGUGGGUGAAUGGAGCUGAUAUGUUGUACACUGACCUGCCACAAUGCCCCAUCUUGUGGCAGCGCUGUGGUGCCUUAUCCAAGAACGAUACUGGCACCAUGGAGGCCAGAGACUGCUCAGAGAGAAAAAACUUUCUCUGUUAUAGUUACAAUCCUUAACAUCAGCAAGAUCACCGAAAAGCCUGAGCAAGUCUGCUUCUACCAACCAACUGAAAAGUUCACAACCUGCCACUGUUUUAAAAACAUUGCACUUAGAAUAUUGCAUUUACAGUUAUCAGUAAGAGAAACCUACAGAACUAUGUAUUUAUAUUCAUUAAUAAGUAUUUUACAUGUGUUUUUGAUUAUUUGACACUUUGGUAGAAAGUUGAAGAACCCUAUCAAGAUCAAAGUGAAUGAUUGAAAGGAAUUUGAUGAUAGAAAUCCAAUGAAUUUCAUUAUUGUAGAUUAAAGAAAAUCAAAAUACUGUUAUGUUUGUACAUCUGCUAAAAAUCCUUAAUGCUAAAUUAGCCUGUCUGUAUUUCAAUGUGGUCUUUUUAAAGUUUAAGAAGUGCUUAUUUUUAGAUAAUAUGGUUGAAACCUUUCAAAUAUGUUAAUGUACCUCUUUAGUAUAAGGAUUUCUUUGAAAAAUA